Molecule: messenger RNA, 1819 nt
Organism: Sphaeramia orbicularis (orbiculate cardinalfish)
Lineage: Eukaryota; Metazoa; Chordata; Actinopteri; Kurtiformes; Apogonidae
Product: hsp90 co-chaperone Cdc37-like
Exons: 8
Coding region: 170-1306 (378 amino acids)
Biological process (GO): protein stabilization; protein folding
Cellular component (GO): cytoplasm
Molecular function (GO): protein kinase binding; protein-folding chaperone binding; heat shock protein binding
Source: RefSeq, a predicted model, not a curated record
UCAGAGGGCUGCCGUUUGAAAGAAGAUUUGUGUGACCGGCUUGUGCCGUUCUUCUCACUAAGAGGAUUUAGCUCAGAAACUGUCUGUUUCUGGGCUGCUUUUGCUCCCUAGUCGCAGCCUUAUCGUCCUGGAUCUGAAUCUGGAGGUGGGAGAAGUGGCGUCUGUAAAAAUGAGUUCCGGAGCCGGACUUGACUACAGCACCUGGGACCACAUCUACGUGUCGGACGAUGAAGACGUGACCUGUCCGUUUGUCGACACACCGAGUUUAUACAGAAUGAGACACCGGUCACGGCUGGAAAAAAUGGCAGACUUUCAGCUGAGAGGAGAAGAACUGGAAACUAACCUGGAAAAGUGCAAGAGAAAAUUAGAGGAAGCACAAGGAAGACUUACCGAGUUGGAAAGGGAAAGUAAAGAUGAAGAGGAAGACCGAGAAAGGGAGGCUGAGCUGAAGACUGUUCAGGCUGAGGUGAGGAAACUGAAGAAGGAUGCAAAGAAGUUUGAGGAAAUGAUACAGGAAUACCAGCGAGAAAAAAAAAAACUACCCUGGAAUGUGGACACAAUCAGCAAAGACGGAUUUAGCAAGAGUGUCCUCAAUAUAAAGCCUGAGACAAAGGAAGAAACACAGGAGGAAAAGGUGGAGAAGCACAAGGUGUUUGUGGAAAAGUAUGCUAAAGAAAUCAAACACUUUGGUAUGUUGAAUCGCUGGGAUGACAGUCAGAAGUAUCUGUCAGACAACCCUCAUCUUGUGUGUGAAGAGACGGCCAACGCUCUCGUUGUCAUCUGUAUCGACUUGGAGAUAGACGAGAAACAUGCUUUAAUGGAGCAGGUGGCCCACCAGGCCAUUGUCAUGCAGUUCAUCUUGGAUUUGGCUAGUGCAGUGAAGGCUGACCCCAGAGGAUGCUUCAGACAGUUCUUCUCCAAAAUUAAGACAGCAGACAAGCCAUACCUGGAUGCUUUCCACCAUGAGCUGGAGCUGCUGAAGGAGCGGGUUCGCAGCUGUGCACGGGCUCGUAUGGAGAACGCUAUGAAGGAACUGGAGGAGGAGGAGAGGGAGAAGAGACUGGGUCCAGGUGGUUUAGACCCUGUUGAAGUUUACAGUUCUCUGCCAAAGGACAUACAGAGGAGCUUUGAUGAGAAGAACAUUGAGAUGCUGCAGGAGGCUAUGAGCCGACUGGAUCCUGAGGAAGGAAAAUAUCACCUGAAAAGGUGCAUUGACUCUGGGCUGUGGGUUCCUGACUCUGGAGAGGCUGAUGAUGAAGAGGAAGAUGAUGAAGAGCAUGGGGAUGUGGAGGAUGAAGAAGAUUAAUAAAGCACAUUCUGUGGACAUUUAAGAGACGUGUAGCUGAAUGUGGAAACUCGUAUAUUACCUUGUUACAUUAAUUUAUCAAUGUAUCUUGAUUUGAAAAGAAUAAAUAGUCAUCUAACAAGAACUGUUGUAGAAAAGAUUUAAUGUGAUGCAGUCAUCAUUUUAUACUUUUUUAAUGUGUUUUAUUGCACAUUUCACAAUUUAAACAUGUACACAUGAACACAACUGUUAUCAUAAGAGGCAAACUAUAACCCAUGGUACUGUGUUUUUAAACUGUCUCAUAAUACCAAUGAACAAAAUGAAUGUUUAUCCAGACAGAAAAGUAAAAUGACAAUCAAUUCAACAGUAAAUGAUUUAGAUUAAAAUAAGGAAUGGAGUGAACUAGCUGAACCAGUUGCUGUGUCUGUGUGGGGCCUCUCUAAACUCUGUGUAAUCAUGUGUUAAUAUUAAAAGUUGGUAAUUAUUCAUUUUUCCAUGUUAUGAAAUAUUUAAAAUAAUAUAUGCAGAAUAUGG